Messenger RNA from Xylaria bambusicola, 1008 nucleotides. RefSeq names its product putative RHO3 protein. The transcript has 3 exons. Gene Ontology annotation, biological process: small GTPase-mediated signal transduction. NCBI's taxonomy places the organism in Eukaryota, Fungi, Ascomycota, Sordariomycetes, Xylariales, Xylariaceae. Gene Ontology annotation, molecular function: GTP binding; GTPase activity. The record is from RefSeq and is a predicted model, not a curated record. Bases 155 to 793 code for a protein of 212 amino acids.
AACCAUCCAACACCAGACACACCACCACGCGCCGUAGUCACCCUCGCUCUUUGCCGAUUCACUUCAUUCCGCCAACCCUAGCCAACAACUUUACCUUGCCCCCUUUUCCAACCUUGUCGAAACCACACGCCGCGCACGCUCACUGCCUCGCAAAAUGCCGCUCUGUGGUCUAGGAGGGUCCAAGACAGUACAGCGCAAGCUGGUGCUUCUUGGCGAUGGUGCAUGCGGAAAGACAUCUCUGUUGAACGUCUUCACAAGAGGAUACUUCCCGACAGUCUAUGAGCCUACGGUCUUUGAAAACUACGUUCACGAUAUCUUUGUUGAUAGCGUGCAUAUCGAGCUCUCAUUAUGGGAUACGGCUGGUCAGGAAGAAUUUGACCGAUUACGAAGUCUUUCAUACGACAACACCGACGUCGUUGUACUGUGCUUCAGCGUUGACAGCAAAGACUCGCUAGAGAACGUCGAGAGCAAAUGGAUUGGCGAGAUCCAGGAGAACUGUCCCGGCGUAAAGCUCGUACUCGUCGCCCUCAAGUGCGAUCUUCGCGAAAAUGGUGAAGAGGAAGACGAAGGUGGUGCUAGCGCUGCUGGUGCUGACGGUGCACAGCGCGAGAAGAAACCUAUGAUUGAAUACAACCAAGGCCUCGACGUUGCGCGAAGGAUCAAGGCCAUGAGAUACCUCGAGUGCUCAGCCAUGCGGAAUCGAGGCGUCAACGAAGCCUUCACAGAGGCUGCUCGUGUUGCGCUAAGUGUCAAACCAAGCGGCGAACAAGAGUCCAAGUGCGCCGUCAUGUAAGACGACUGCACACAAACUAGCUUCACACAAGUGCUAGCGAAAGCGCACGCCAUAAUCGCCCGCUUUACGGCUCGGCUUUCUUUUGCCCAUCCUUUAUUACGCUACCCAGCCUUGCCUUCGCUGCUCAUAGACGAAGGCACAAGCUUCGACGUUUGAAAUGACCUGCACCUGCUUUUCUUCAACCACUUACCACCUUUAAAACACCUUUCUUCUUG